UUUACUCGGAAUGCUUUUUGUUUUGUUGAUGUUCGCUUUCUGUGGUGUUUUUGGCAUUAUGCAGGAGUUUGACUACAUUUAGGAUUCAUGCAUUUAAGUAAUAACCUAUUUUCUACGAUAGUGUUCCAUACGUAGCCGAUUCUGAUAAGAAUCGUCUAUUUUUAUUACUCCCAGUGUGUGAAAUCGAUCCUGAUGGCGAAUGACCGACUGCGAGCUUUGGAAGAGGUUGAGAGUCAAAUUGCAACGAUUCUGCAGUGCGCCGGCAACGUUGUGUUGGAGCUGUCUAAAGACAAGCACAAUGCCAGUUUCCUGGACAGACAGCUCAGCCAGUUUACUGGAUCCGUCAACAGAGUGGAGACUGAGCUCAGCUCACAAAUCAGAUACCUCACACAGGUUGCCACAGGCCAGCCCCACGAGGGCUCCACAUACUCGGCCAGGAAAGACUGUCAAAUGGCCUUGAACCGAGCAGAAUACACCAGGGUCAAACUGGGAGAGCUGGGACGCACCUGCGAAGUCAUGCUGGAUCCACAACCCUGAGAGAACACAAAUGGUCGGUCGGCACUCGGGCAGAGCGCAGUAUGGGGAUGUUUCCAUCGCUCGCUGUCACCAUGGUGUUUUAGGACCACCUGCCGAAGAGAGGUGGGGACUGAAAUACUUCAUUUUAGUUUUCUUUUUGUAUGAUAUCAGUCAUGUAUCUGGCAAUGUUCUGUAAUAAAGUUAGUGUUUCAUUCCAUUA
This is a messenger RNA of Oncorhynchus keta (chum salmon), 736 nucleotides long. RefSeq names its product mediator of RNA polymerase II transcription subunit 11. The transcript has 3 exons. Gene Ontology annotation, cellular component: mediator complex. The record is from RefSeq and is a predicted model, not a curated record. Gene Ontology annotation, molecular function: transcription coregulator activity. Bases 193 to 537 code for a protein of 114 amino acids. Lineage: Eukaryota; Metazoa; Chordata; Actinopteri; Salmoniformes; Salmonidae. Gene Ontology annotation, biological process: regulation of transcription by RNA polymerase II.